Messenger RNA from Aricia agestis (brown argus), 1056 nucleotides. RefSeq lists its product as uncharacterized. Bases 1 to 1056 code for a protein of 351 amino acids. The record is from RefSeq and is a predicted model, not a curated record. Lineage: Eukaryota; Metazoa; Arthropoda; Insecta; Lepidoptera; Lycaenidae. The transcript has 5 exons. Gene Ontology annotation, cellular component: extracellular region.
AUGUUAAUCCAAAUCGUUAUAAUUUUCGUUCUUGGCCGACCAAGUUUGGGAUUUCCUAAAAGCCUGGUUUGGAAUGGAGGACCCUUGCAUUCUGAAUGUGAACAUAGUCCAGAUCUGUGGACGUCCAGAGGACAGUACGUGAAAGAGAACAUCAUAGCGACCAAGGCUUUGACACACAAUGAUAAGAUAUUUGUUAUAACUCCCAGGAUGAAGCACGGAGUCUUGGCAACGGUUUGGCAGAUAUUACAAGUCGAUGGGGUCGUUGAACUCCAGCCCUUCCCGAAUGUAAGGGCGCACUCGAUAGCAGACUGCAGUGCUGUACAAAACGCCGUAGACUUUCACAUCGACCAUCUGGGUCAAUUAUGGGUUCUUGACAGCGGAAUUGUUGACACAAACGACGAGCCGCAGUGCACGUGUCCACCGAAGGUCGUAGUCAUUAGUAUAUUCAUGAGGAAAGUGAUCAACCGCAUUGACUUGAGUUCUCUGACCAAACCCUCGACGCAGCUGCAAACUAUAACAGUGGAGUAUGGCAUAGGAGGAAAACCGUUCGUUUACGUAUCGGACGCAUCUCGUGGGGCAAUUCUAGUGUACGACCCAAUAGAGGACUCUGGGUGGAUAGUCCUUGCUUGUUCCCCCUCCGCGGGUCUCCAGCUUGCCCUAGUUAAGCGAACACUAAGACAUUCCGUGCUGAUCCUUGUGAGGUUGGAGUUUGAAGGGAUUAUUGAGCUGGACACCACUGUGUUGAGAAGAAAAAUGUCGCCGUCCACAGUUACUGUGCUCGGCGGAGACACGAAGGCAGUAACCCUUCUCGGCUCGGACGCGCACCACAUUUACUACCGACAUCUAGAAUGUUCCGACGUCCUACGGUGGGACACUCGGGAGCCCUACGAGACGUCCCACCACAAGGGCAUCCACUCCCCUGGGCCUCAUCUUGUACCCACGUCGGUCGCUUCCGACAACCUGAAGCCCUACUUACUAAUACUAGAAUCGGACUACGGAGACACGAUUCUUGGUAACUGUCCUACGCAUCAUAGAAUUAAUUUCAUCAGUGUUUAA